Messenger RNA from Pieris brassicae (large cabbage white), 3198 nucleotides. Its product is annotated as kelch-like protein 5. Gene Ontology annotation, molecular function: protein binding. The record is from RefSeq and is a predicted model, not a curated record. The transcript has 11 exons. The coding region runs from base 82 to 1974 and encodes 630 amino acids. NCBI's taxonomy places the organism in Eukaryota, Metazoa, Arthropoda, Insecta, Lepidoptera, Pieridae.
UUCUGUUGGGCAUUGGACUUAGUUGUUUGCUUCUUGUGCUUUAUAUUAUAUUUCAUUGUUAAAGUGGAAGUGAAUGCAACGAUGUCGACGUGUGAUAGUCAGAGGGCUGAGGCCUCGAGGGAUAACGUUUCUCAAAAUUCUGUAGACGAGGGUUUACCGCGAGAGCUUAGCCAACUUAGCCUUUCGAGUGGCUCCAGUCCAGAUGAAUUUCACUGCAACAAAGGGCAUUCCGAAGCAACUUUAAAGAACAUUUUUGGAUAUUACCAAUCACAAAAACUCUGCGAUGUAGUCCUUAUUGCGGGUACUUGCAGAAUUCCCGUCCAUAAGUUGGUGCUAGUAUCCUGUAGUGAAUAUUUUGCUGCAAUGUUCAUGGGUUCACUACAAGAAUCAAAAUCAUCAGAAAUAACAUUAGAGAGAGUAGACCCUCAGGCUUUAAAAACUUUAGUAAAUUACUGUUAUACAGGUAUCAUAGAAUUAAGUGAAGAUACUGUAGAAGUAAUAUUAUCAACAGCCACACUUUUACAAUUGAAUGUAGCAGCAAAAGCUUGUUGUGAUUUCCUAGAGAAACAACUUGACCCCUGUAAUAGUUUAGGUAUUGCAUUAUUUGCAGAGCAACAAUCAUGUCUUAGUUUACACAAAAGUGCUAUGCAGUAUACAUAUCAACACUUUAUGCAGGUGGUAAAAAAUGAUGAGUUCCUACGACUGAGUGAAGAACAGUUGUCAAAUUUAUUGAAUUCAGAUGAUCUCAACGUAGUAACUGAAGAGAAUGUCUUUGAGAGCUUGAUGUUGUGGGUACAACAUGACGUUGCAGAUAGACAGAAAUAUCUCCCCAAUUUACUUAAAUUUGUCAAACUGCCACUAUUAUCAUCAGAGUAUUUGAUAGACAAAGUAGAGUUUACUUGUGGUAAUGUGGUGGGAUGUCAGCCAUUGAUAAUGGAAGCUGUCAAAUGGCACUUGUUGCCUGAGAGGAGAUCUCUGCUCUUCUCUCACAGGACUCGGCCACGAACAUCUACUAUUGGAAGGUUGUUGGCUAUCGGCGGAAUGGAUGGGUACAAGGGCGCAAGUAACAUGGAGAUGUAUGACCCGCGCACAAACACAUGGAGUCCCUAUAUGCGAAUGGGCGCGAGACGACUUCAGUUCGGUGUUGCCGUUCUUCAAAAUAAAUUGGUUGUGGUCGGCGGACGGGAUGGACUUAAAACUCUCAACACGGUGGAAUGCUUCGACCUGACCUCUUUGAGUUGGAGUACUCUAGCUCCCAUGAACACGCACAGACAUGGGCUAGGCGUGACCGUGUUAGGUGACGGACCAAAUUCGCCUAUAUACGCUGUGGGAGGACACGACGGCUGGAUAUACCUCAAUUCUGUUGAGAGAUGGGACGCAUGUUCUCGCUCAUGGACGAUAGUCGCGAACAUGUCCGGCGCUCGCAGUACAUGUGGUGUUGCCGCUUUACGCGGACGUCUUUAUGCUGUGGGCGGACGCGAUAGUGGGGCUUGUCUCCGCUCAGUCGAGUGCUACCAUCCCGCUACUAACCAUUGGACCGCCUGCGCACCCAUGAACCGCCGCAGAGGAGGUGUCAGUGUAUGCGCGGCCGAUGGCUACCUGUACGCUUUAGGGGGCCACGAAGCCCCCGCAAACGCCACUGGGGGCCGCCUCGCGUGUGUCGAGAGGUACGACCCCAUUGCCGACAAUUGGGUGCUGCUCGCAAGGUUGUCGUACGGUCGGGACGCGAUAGGAUCGUGUCUUUUGGGCGAUCGAAUCAUUGCUGUCGGUGGAUACGACGGCGUGAAAUACCUAUGUGUAGUGGAAGUGUAUGACUCUGAGUCCAACUGUUGGCGCAAGUUAGCUCCGCUAACGACAGGCCGCGCAGGCGCAGCUGUCGUCGCGAUACCUCCGCCGAGAUACCUAACAACCAAAGUGGAGAACACAGAACAAGAAAGCCACAAGUUUUUUGUCUUAAAGACAAUUCAGUAUUAAAUUAACUUGCCAUUUUAUGAGGCUUUACGGUUUUCAAUUUAAUAAAAUAAUGGAAACGAUACAAUUUGGAGUCGUUAACUGUGAUAAAAUUCAACUAAUAAUUAAAGUGCAUUGCAACAUUCCGGUACAAAAAUAUUUUUUUGCUAUGGUAACACUGAAGAAUCUGACUUUCUAGAUUUAAAUUUAACGUGUCACGUGACAUAACUAACUAAUAAUACUCACUAUUUUUAACCAGUCUAAAGAAUUCCAAAAUUAUUAUUAAAUGUAUGUAUUUAACGAUAUAAAAUCCACGGACAUCUAAUCUGGCAACCCUGUCGUCAAAGCUAGUUUCAAUUGUCUAUGGGUUCAGUUGUGUUUGUGGUCUUUAUAUUAACAGUUUUGGUGCAUUUAUUGUGACGUGUUUAGAACAUUAGGAUGGCGCCUUUGCUCAAAAUACUAUAUUUCAUAAAUAAUAGAGAAAAUUAAUAAUAUUUAUGAUCUCAGUUAAAUUUAUACUUUUUAUACUGUUUUCUUUAAAACUUAAAUACUCAGUUUUAAAGAUAAAUAAUAUAUUAUAACGCCAUCUGUGGGUUGAUGUAGAAAUUUGCUAAUGAUUGGUUUUAUUCCUUAAAGCACGUCAGUAUUACGAUUAUGACCUACAAUGUUUUUCUGUGAUUUUAUGACUAAAGUAUACAUUUAUUUUAUAUCCUUUUUUGGCUUUAAGUAUAUUAUUUUCAAAUAUCGAAUGUUAAUUGUAAGUUUUGUAUCUCUUAAUAAGUUACCCUCGCUAAUUAUUCGAAUAGAGGUGCGUACUUUUGGAGUAGAAAAUAAAUCGAAUUAAUAGUUUUAGAUAGAUAGUUGUAUUGACAUUGUAACGGUUGUUGGGUACAUAGGUAAUAAUAACUCGUAUAACCGAUAAUACCUAGAGGUUUCCUUAUAUUUUGAAUUUCGAACGCAUUAUUUGUUUUUUUUUUAAAUAUAAAUAAUAGAAUUUGGAGUUCAACGGCCGUAGGGAUGAGAAUUUAUAACCAUAGACAGAAGACUAAACCGUGCGUUUUAGACUAGUGAUGAACCUAAUACAUCUACAUCAUUUUUUUUAAUAUAUAGUGGUUUUCUCAAAACUUAAAUGGAAAAAAAAUGUUAUUAAAGAUUGAAAUCUUAGCUUCAUAUGUAAGUGAGCUCUUGAGUUUUCAAUUUAAAUUUUUAGACUGAAAUAUAACUGUGAAUAAAUAUAAUCAUUUGUAU